This is a messenger RNA of Vigna angularis (adzuki bean), 1062 nucleotides long. Its product is annotated as nudix hydrolase 25. Gene Ontology annotation, cellular component: chloroplast. Gene Ontology annotation, molecular function: bis(5'-adenosyl)-pentaphosphatase activity; guanosine-3',5'-bis(diphosphate) 3'-diphosphatase activity. The transcript has 7 exons. Gene Ontology annotation, biological process: nucleoside phosphate metabolic process; ribose phosphate metabolic process. Lineage: Eukaryota; Viridiplantae; Streptophyta; Magnoliopsida; Fabales; Fabaceae. Bases 233 to 793 code for a protein of 186 amino acids. The record is from RefSeq and is a predicted model, not a curated record.
GUGAGAAUCGCAAACUCCACUUUCCCCUUCUCUCAUACCACUCUCUCACUUCAUAUCAUUAUUCUUUUCAUUCCCAUUUUCUCAACGCACACCACCAUCACCCUCACUUCUCUCUCUCCUCAAUCUCUCUCUCCUCACUCUCUCUCUCCUCUUUCUCUCUCUCACACUCACAAACAAAAGUAAAUAAAAUACAAAAGGUUAGUUACUCUUCUCUUCCUUCCAACACCAAGCCAUGGAGGGUCUUCCACAAGGUUACCGUCCCAACGUUGGUGUCUGUCUCAUCAACUCCGAUGACCAGAUUUUUGUGGCUUCUAGGUUGAAUGUCCCAGGAGCAUGGCAAAUGCCUCAGGGGGGAAUUGAAGAAGGUGAGGAGCCCAAAUCUGCUGCCAUUAGGGAACUUCGAGAAGAAACUGGCAUAGUAUCUGCUGAAAUCAUUGCUGAGUUUUACCAUUCUGUAAUACAACAAACAAAAGCAAUGUCUGUUCAGAAAUGGUUGACAUAUGACUUCCCUCCUGCUGUGAAGGCUAAAGUCAAUCGCCUUUGGGGAGGUGAAUGGCAUGGACAGGCACAAAAGUGGUUUCUUAUGAGAUUAACAAAAGAUGAUAGUGAGGUCAACUUGUCCAAUGGGGAAGCAGAACCUGAAUUUGCAGAGUGGAAAUGGGCAGACCCUGAAGAAGUUAUUGAGCAGGCAGUCGACUACAAGAGACCAACCUACGAAGAGGUUAUAAGAACCUUCAAGCCUUACUUGCAAGGGAGUGCAAUAUCUGGAAAAUGUAAAUCAACAAAGUGGUGAAUGUUAUGAGUGUGCAUUGUAGUUCAAUCCAUUUUCUUGUCUAAUUUCACUGAGUUUCGGUAGCACUCAGCUAUUUGUAAAGGGGGACGAUAGUUAGAACUUUCUAUUAGGUACUUACCUUCUUGUAAUAAUAAGCUAUGAGCAAAUGCUUCUAUUUUAAACCUUGCUGCAAGGAGGAUUGUGAAUGUGUAUAGAAGAAUUGUUCAAUAAAGUAGGAAGUAUCGUGCGGCAGAAUAGUAUCAUGAGUGGUUUUAUGAGACACUGCGAAA